ACCAAUGCGGGACAGCAAGGAGUGGCAAUGAUCCAGAGCAGGAUCAUUGUGUCUGUGUCUUUAAGCUCCAAUGAAAUCCAUCAGGGGGAGCCAGGCUGCUGGAUCAUUGUGUCCGUGCGCUCAUUACGUUGGAGGAACCUGUGCCGCGUUAUCACGCUGGACGAGGUCUCGUUGUUUUAGACACAGGAUGGUUUUGUCUGCGCUUGAAACGCAUGGAGUAGAGUGAAAGACUUGAAAAUCACCCGACAAUGAGGUUCCGCUGGGCUCUUUGUGCCUCGUAUUUUAUUUUGCUGCCACUAACCGUGUGGUCAGAGCCACUCAUCUCCCCCGGUGGGCCUCACAUCGUAGUUCCCAAGAAGGGGAAGCUAGAGCUGCGCUGCUAUGACAAUGCCACAACGUCUGGCGCCCCGCCCAGGUUAAGGUGGUACAGGGACAAGUCUCGCAAGCUGGAUGGAGAGGUGCAGGAGGGCAACGUGGCUUUCGUCAGGCUAUCAGCCGCCCAGCUUAACCACAUGGGUCGCUAUAUAUGUGUGAAUAACAUCACACUGGAGCAGAGCUCUAUCUACGUAUACGUGAAAGACCCCUACAAUGCUUUCCUGCACAUCAUGAUAAACAUCAAACUGGUGCGAGAAGGCGAUAGCUGCACCAUUCCCUGCCUUGUUACUGACCCCGAGGUCACCCACCUGGGUUUGGAGACCUGUGAUGGACGACCUCUGCCCUCUGGUAUGAGUUAUAAGAGUGACCUUCAGGAAGGCAUCACCAUCAACAACAUUCAGAAGGAAUACGAUGGCUGCUACGUAUGUGUGGGACUUCUUCACGGAGUCAAAGUGAUGUCAAGUAAAUACAAUCUGGAAGUACGACUCGUGCCAGAGUUACGCCCAGUGAUCACGCUGUCCCAGAAAGACAAAGUCAUCUUGAGGACAGGAGAGCAGUUCGAGCUUACCUGCAGCUCCUCCAAUGUCAACGCAGACGUCAUUCUCAAGUGGGACUUCCCGUCAACAGCGCAUCCUUUUGAAACACAAACCUCACACAUCCUGUCCGGGGGUUUGGGUUACGAGCGUUCAACCUCACUCUUGAUCCCAGCUGUUAACCAAUCAGACUCAGGGACUUACCGUUGCCAUGCUCACAACGAAAGAGGCCGCAGUGACGAAGCGAUGGAGCUCAAAGUUUACGAUCAGGGGUUCAUUAAAAUGUUAGUAAGUCAAAGUCCAGUCCAGGAAGAGGUUAAAGAGGGAGAGAGCCUGAGCCUAAAAGUUGAAUUCGAUGCCUAUCCUGCACCAAGCUUCAUGUCCUGGUCUUACAAUGGGAAGAUUCUCCACAACACCACAGAGCACGUCAUCACUCUCCACCGAAACAAAUACAGAUACAGCAGCAAGCUGAGACUAGUGAGGGUUCUUGGCUCCGAGGGCGGGAUCUACAACUUCUCAGCCAGUCACAAAGACGCAUCUGUCGAUCACUCGUUUCAUGUGUAUGUCAACAGUAAGCCUGUCAUUACAGCUCAGGAAGGGCCUGUUGAUGGACAAGUGCGGUGCAUUGCUGCAGGAUACCCCGUCCCUAAGAUCAGCUGGUACUUCUGUGAGCUGCCGCGCACAAGGUGCUCACAAUUGCCCAAUGCCACCCAGUGGGAGACCUCAGAGGUCACUGUCCUUUCAGAGUCAACCUUUGGUAGGAGUCAAGUGGAAAGCCGACUGAAUGUCAGCAAAGAGUUCACUCAGUACCACACCCUGGAGUGUGUCGCUUCUACAGAGGAGGCAGAGGCCUACACCCUGUUCUCCAUCAGUGAGCGUGUGGUCCCCCAUAAACUCUUCACGCCUCUUCUAACCGGCAUGGUGGCUACUGGGGUCUUACUCAGCCUCGUGUUAGUGGUGCUGCUUUAUAAGUACUUGCAGAAACCAAAGUUCCAGAUUCAGUGGAAGGUCAUCGAGACUGUCCAUGGAAACAACCAUAUAUAUAUUGACCCCACCCAGCUGCCAUAUGAAUCCAAAUGGGAGUUCCCCAGGCAGAAACUGCGCUUUGGUAAGACCCUGGGCUCUGGGGCGUUUGGAAAGGUAGUGAGGGCCACGGCAUACGGAUUGUGUUCUGCAGACGCUGUGACAACCGUCGCUGUUAAGAUGCUGAAACCCAACGCUCACUCCACGGAGAAGGAGGCGCUGAUGUCUGAGCUGAAGGUUCUCAUUUACCUUGGAAACCACGUUAACAUCGUUAACCUGCUGGGAGCCUGCACCGUCGGAGGACCAAUUUUGGUAAUCACAGAGUACUGUUGCUAUGGGGACCUCCUCAACUUCCUCAGAAGGAAAAGAGAGUCCUUCCUAAACUCCAGAGCUGGGGAUGGUUACUACCACAAUGUCUCGAACCCAACAGAGUCCACAAGCAGUGAGGCUACUGGUGCAGGAUAUAUGCCCAUGCGUCCCUCUGAGAAAGAAAGGUCCUCUGAGUCAGAUGACAUAGAUGAGCUGUCCUUGGAUGCUGAAGAUCUCCUCAGCUUUUCCUACCAGGUGGCCAAAGGAAUGGAGUACAUUACUUCCAGGAAUUGCAUCCACAGGGAUCUUGCAGCUAGAAACAUUCUGCUGACUCACGGCAGGGUGGCGAAGAUCUGCGACUUUGGCUUGGCACGAGACAUCACCACCGAUGCCAGCUAUGUGCUCCGUGGAAACGCUCGUCUGCCGGUCAAGUGGAUGUCACCUGAGAGUAUUUUUGACUGCGUCUACACGAUUGAGAGUGACGUGUGGUCCUACGGCAUCCUGCUCUGGGAAAUAUUCUCCCUCGGUAACAGCCCGUACCCUGGGAUGCAGGUGGGAUCUGCAUUUUAUAGGAUGAUUCAGGAAGGCCACAGGAUGAGCAGGCCUGAGUAUGCCCCCGCUGAGAUGUAUGACAUGAUGCUGUCCUGCUGGAACCACGAUCCUCUGAAAAGGCCUUCCUUCAAAAAGCUGGUGGAGAAAACAGAGCUGCUGCUGUCAGAAAAUACCAAGAAUGUGUACCUGACCCUGAGUAAUGCUUCAGGUCCUCCAGAGCAGCAGAGGGCGCCAUCACGGAGACUGAGCUCAGUCUGCAGCACAACAGCCCCCAACCAACCUUUACUGCAGAACACAGCUGACGUCUUCCUGGACUAUGUCUGACACACCAAUUGGACACAUACAUAAAUCCCCACCUUCCUGACCUUCCUCACCUCAUACCACACAAACUACACUCCACUCUACUACAACUAACAGCUGAUCAUUUUAAACAAACUCUCAAAUGCUGGCCUUCCUGCAUCUUCCAUACACACACACACUCACACAUACAGAAACACACACACAUAUAGAUAUUGUACAUAUUGAGGGCUGCACUUGGCUCUCAGCCUCUAUCUACUCUUGCCCUUG
This is a messenger RNA of Haplochromis burtoni (Burton's mouthbrooder), 3359 nucleotides long. It is a transcript of the gene kitb, whose product is annotated as KIT proto-oncogene, receptor tyrosine kinase b. The transcript is spliced from 21 exons. The record is from RefSeq and is a predicted model, not a curated record. Bases 249 to 3116 code for a protein of 955 amino acids. Lineage: Eukaryota; Metazoa; Chordata; Actinopteri; Cichliformes; Cichlidae. Gene Ontology annotation, molecular function: transmembrane receptor protein tyrosine kinase activity; ATP binding; cytokine binding. Gene Ontology annotation, cellular component: signaling receptor complex. Gene Ontology annotation, biological process: Kit signaling pathway; positive regulation of cell migration; B cell differentiation.